GUAUAAAUCUCAACUAUGGGAGAAAUUGCACCGGAAAUGGAAAUAUCGCAGUACACAAAGGAUAAGGCAAGUUGUACUAGAAUUUCAAUUGAAUCCUACUACUCAAAGCGUGUCACACAAUGUGCGGAGCGAGAAAAUCGUUUGAAAAAGUUGGAGGAAGACAUAUCUGCCAGAGGACUGAGUGACGAGGAGAAAGAAGAGAAGCGAAAAAUCCACCACUCCAAAGAAACCGACUACCUUCGCCUCAAAAGAACCCGCCUGACUGUAAAUGACUUUGAAAGUCUCAAAGUGAUUGGACGAGGAGCGUUCGGAGAGGUUCGCCUUGUUCAAAAACACGACACUGGACAUAUUUACGCGAUGAAGAUUUUGAGAAAGAGCGAAAUGGUGGAGAAAGAGCAAACUGCUCAUGUUCGCGCUGAAAGAGACAUUUUAUCGGAGGCUGACUGUGAUUGGGUAGUCAAAAUGUACUACUCGUUUCAAGAUUAUUCAAAUUUAUACUUAGUUAUGGAGUUCUUGCCAGGAGGCGACAUGAUGACUCUACUUAUAAAGAAAGACACAUUGACCGAGGAAGCAACUCAAUUCUAUAUUGCUGAGGCUGCACUUGCCAUUCAAUUUAUUCACAGCCUGGGCUUCAUUCAUCGUGACAUUAAACCUGACAAUUUGUUACUCGAUGCGAGAGGACACGUUAAACUAUCAGAUUUUGGCUUGUGCACAGGCUUGAAAAAGUUUCAUCGAACCGAUCAUUAUCGCAACUGGCCAUCCACAUUGCCACCGGAUUUCAUCUCUAAACCUUUCGAAUCAAAAAGAAAAGCGGAGACUUGGAAGAGAAAUCGUCGCGCAUAUGCAUACUCUACGGUCGGAACUCCGGAUUACAUUGCACCAGAAGUUUUCCAACCAAAUGGCUACACAAAAAGCUGUGAUUGGUGGAGUUUGGGUGUUAUUAUGUACGAGAUGCUUAUUGGCUACCCACCAUUCUGCUCUGAGCUUCCACAAGAAACGUAUCGAAAGGUCAUUAACUGGCAGCAGACUUUAGUUUUCCCUUCAGAUGUGCCCAUCAGUAUUGAAGCUAAAGCUACAAUCAAACGAUUCUGUUGCGAAGCUGAACGUCGUCUCGGAAACCACGGGGGACUUGAUGAGAUCAAACAGUGUCCGUUUGUUAAACGAAUCGAUUGGAACCAUAUUAGAGAACGACCACCUCCGAUUCGGGUCACCGUGAAGAGCAUUGACGACACUUCCAACUUUGAUGAUUUUCCCGACGAGGAUCUGACAUGGCCGACAUCAACACUAAUCCGCCCGGAGGAACAACCUGGUCGACGAGGAGAGUUUGUUGAUUUCACUUACAAACGAUUUGACGGAUUGACCCAGAAGAUGCGAUAUAGUGAUUUGAAAAAGUUUCAGCAAGCGAAGAAAAACAAGAAGGGCGGCCAACAAGGUACAUCCGACUGAACAUAUGGAUGUGGUUCUUCCCUAAAAGUGUUAAUAUCUGUUUUAUAAUGGAAAUACUACAUAUGUAAUAUACGGACAAUUUGAUGUCCUUUGUAAAUGCUGCCACUCUCUUUUUUUGGUACAGUGUCUCGUUUUCAUUGAAUUCCAAACCCUUCCAAAUCUACAUAUUUUCAUUAAUCUCUAGUUUUGGGUUUUAACGUGCACUUAGCUUUAUAGUCAUACACACACAAACAUUUUCUUACUCUCUCUCUCCGUAUUUGUAAGUUUUUCCCAGUUUCCAGUCCAUCUGAACUAUAUACUCGCACCAGAAUGUAUCAACAAUAAAUAUAUUUAUG
Messenger RNA from Caenorhabditis elegans, 1781 nucleotides. RefSeq names its product Serine/threonine-protein kinase sax-1 (gene sax-1). Gene Ontology annotation, molecular function: protein kinase activity; ATP binding; protein serine/threonine kinase activity. NCBI's taxonomy places the organism in Eukaryota, Metazoa, Nematoda, Chromadorea, Rhabditida, Rhabditidae. Gene Ontology annotation, cellular component: nucleus; cytoplasm. The coding region runs from base 16 to 1446 and encodes 476 amino acids. The record is from RefSeq and is marked reviewed. The transcript has 11 exons.